AAAUCAUGAUUUUUUUUAUUAGAAGUUAACUCCAGUUAACUCUAGUAAUUGCGGCUAACUUAACUCGUAGCGUAACUCGCGAGCUGCGAUUAACUCUUAACUCUAACUAUGAGUCGAAAUCUCGUAACUGCCCAGGUCUGCUCGACAGCUGUUGGAACUUGGAAUCUCGGAGCCUUUCAAGUUUAAAACUUUAUCUAAAAGCUGAAAACUUAUUUUUUGAUUCACAACUUUCACAUGCUGUACUUUAAUUAUAUAUUUUAUUUAGUGUGUUAUAAUGUUAUUUGUUACAUUGACGCUGCGUAUUACGUAUUCGCUUGCACGUGUCGCUGGCUGUCACUGAACUCAGUGAACUGGUAGAUUCUGUUUUACCAUCUGGAACCUGAACAUGCACGGUGACAAAAUGGUCGACGAAGCAACGAAAAAGACACUCAGCCAAAUUCCAUUGUUGAUGACCAAUGCAGGACCUCGGGAAAAGGAUUUAUGGCCGCAGCGGAUGAAGGAAGAGUCGCUGUCGCUUAUCAAAUACGUGGAGAAUAAUAAAGCUGCGGACAACGACUGGUUUCGUUUGGAGUCUAACAAAGAAGGCACCAAAUGGUUUGGAAAGUGUUGGUACAUCCAUCAGCUGCUUAAGUACGAAUUCGAGAUCGAAUUCGACAUUCCAGUAACAUAUCCUGGCACUGCGCCCGAGAUUGCCAUUCCUGAACUGGAUGGGAAGACAGCGAAGAUGUAUCGAGGAGGGAAGAUUUGUCUGACGGAUCAUUUUAAGCCGCUUUGGGCCAAAAACGUUCCGAAGUUUGGAAUUGCUCACGCACUAGCGCUGGGGUUGGGCCCCUGGCUAGCCGUGGAAGUUCCGGAGCUCAUAGAGCGUCAGGUCAUUAAGAAUAAAGAAGGAGGAGAUGACGGCUUAUCCGGUAUGCAACGGAAAAGUGCUGAACUCUGCUCCAUGGAUAGCUUCUCGGGUGGCUACUCUGCUACCUCCGACGACUUGCUUGUGAAAACGAAUAGUGAUGAUCAGGAUUUAAAGGAUGUUUUUAUUGGUCGAAAUCGUUUGAUUGGUUGGCUCUACUAUCCUUUUUUUGAGAUUGCAGUGAAAGGCUGCUUCGUUAGAUUGUCUUAUUCCAAAUCAGAUAUCGCGACAUAUUGUGACAAUAUUCGGGAUGAAGAAAAGGAGACGGAGUUGACUUACAAGAUCGGGAAGAUUCUUAGCGUUGUGGAGACUCGGUCACCGUAUUCCUUUUUUCUUUAUAUUCGAACCAAGAUUCCGGAUCAGCCAAAACCGAUUCAAAAACCCGUGAUGCAUUUCACAUCAGUCUAUCUCCAAGUGGAAAUGCCUAACGGCGAGCAGGAGAAGCUGCCCCUGCGGAAUGUCUCCAGUGUCGCGCCGAAGGAUAGCGAACUACAGCUUUGCGGUAUGCCCUGGCCCAGUUCUUCCGUCUUAAAGAAAAAGGCAGCAGAUUUGCAAAUGUGGAAGAGUUACAGAGUGACAAAGGACGAUGUCGAACAUAAGGACAAAUAUAUCGAAAAACUCGAUCAGGGAUCUGCUCGAUGGGUUUCACUACCAGAGAUGAAGAGCGAUUUAAUGAAACUGAAAAAGGACGCCAUGGCAGCGGGUGACCAAAAAGCUGCUGAACGGUUUCAGCAUGAGUUUGACGUAUUCAAUAACGUUUGUAUCGGUUGACGAUCGUGUCAGCCUUUCCCGCAUUAACAGCCGACAGAUCAUGAGAAGGUGGAUUAACCAAACCACUGGAACAGAGAAAAGCUGUUGUUAAUUUUUUGCUGUACUAUGUUCUUAUAUUUCUCUAUAGUAGCGCUUUAUCAUGGUCUGUAUAUAUAUACAGACCAUGGCUUUAUAUUUUAUCGCAUCUGUAACAAAUUAUCAGUUGAGGAGCAGAGCGGUGUUUGUUUGGGUUGUUAAUGGUUAUUAUCGCUACUUUAUGUGCGGUAAUUAUGGGUGUUAUGAUUUAUUAACAAGAAAAUUUUUGUACUGAACUUUAAUUGCCCGCGGAAUGUUACAAGUCUCUUUCUUCACUCCAAUGUGCACUAAUACAGCUUUAGCGAACAUUGUAAUGGAAUGGUGUUUGUGAAUAUUUUUGAGUUUACUAUUUUUGUCCGUUUGUAAUCAGUUGUAUGCGUGCCAUCUUGUCCUAUGCGUAAGGGGAUUA
Molecule: messenger RNA, 2162 nt
Organism: Paramacrobiotus metropolitanus
Lineage: Eukaryota; Metazoa; Tardigrada; Eutardigrada; Parachela; Macrobiotidae
Exons: 3
Coding region: 386-1678 (430 amino acids)
Biological process (GO): protein K69-linked ufmylation
Cellular component (GO): cytoplasm
Molecular function (GO): UFM1 conjugating enzyme activity; DNA binding
Source: RefSeq, a predicted model, not a curated record